GGCAGGGAAGGGGCUGGAUGUCUGGGUCCUCACCUCUCUCCAAUGACGCGGUCACUUCAUCACCAUCCCCUAGACAGUCUCCUCUCGAUGCAUAACCCUCCCCUCUCUCAGCCCUCCUUUCGAGCCAGUGUCCAGCCACGACUUCUGGUCACGAGGAUGCCUAAAGUGUGAUCAUUUGUUCUCAGACACGAGAAGCCCGGGUUUUGUUGCUUGUGCCUCCCUUGGGAUGUGGCCCCUGUCCACCCUGCGUGGUAACUACAUCAUUUAUUUGGGUGGCCUUUUUUGUUUAAGGAGCAAUGUUAGAGGGGAAAAUCAGCUGGCAAAUAUUGGCCAACCCAGAAGUAUUGGUGAAGGGCCUACUGUGUGCCAGGUGCUGGGACUCCAGAGGCCUCAGGCCGCCUGCCGGGGUCCUAUGUACAUAUCGAGACUGAAGCGGGGGACACCAGCAGUGGGGGGAAGGGUCAGGAAAGACCAUGGUGAAGGUGGCGCUUGGAGCAAGAAAGGGAUGCUGGGAAGAAUACAUGUGCUGUGUGAGGCCUGGCCAGGAACCUGUCCUCCCCUUCCUGAUGUUGGAGGAAUCCCUCCCCUUGGCCCUUUGGCGGCAGCAGAGGGAGUUUCCAAAUCUGAUGUGAUCACCAGUCUGGAAGAAGGGGACAAGCUGGGGGCUCUGGACCCACCCAGAGACAAGAGUGCAGAUUUUGAGACCAAGGCUAAGGACCAGAAAUGGGCUCCCAAGCAGGAAAUGUCUAAAGAGGGAGAAUCACAAGGGAUGAUGUUGGAAGCUUCCCAGGGACUGGAAUAUGGAGAAGCUUGGGAUUGUAUGGGAGGGUCAGAGAGGCAUCUGGGGAUCUUCAUGGAGGAGAAACUGAAGAAAUCCCCUUCUUCAGAAAGAGAUUUCAGAAAGAGUCCUACAGUAGACCAGAAACCUCCUCCUGAAAAGAUAGAGAUGGCAAGUGCCAAACUUGGGCAGAAUGUCAAUGUGGACCCAAAUCUAGUUCCCCGGAAGAGAAUUCCCACAGGGGUCAGAUCCCAUAUAUGUGACCUAUGCAAUCAGAGCUUUAAGAUCAGUGCGGAAUUAAUUAAGCAUCAGAAGAUCCAUGUAGGAGAGAAACCCUGUAAAUGUAAUGAAUGUGGGAAAGUGUUCAGCCAAAGCUCCUACCUGCUCCAACACCAGAGAGUUCACACUGGAGAGAAACCCUAUCAGUGCAAUGAAUGUGGAAAAGCAUUUGCUUGGAGCUCAAACCUUAUUCAGCACCAGAGAAUUCACACUGGAGAAAAACCAUAUGAAUGUAGUGAGUGUGGGAAGGCCUUUAGGGCACAUUCACAGCUUAUUCAUCAUCAAAAAAUUCACACUGGGGAGAAGCCCUAUCAGUGUAAUGAAUGUGGGAAAUCCUUUGGUCGGAGCACAACUCUUAUUCAACACCAGAGAAUUCACACUGGAGAGAAGCCCUAUCAGUGUAAUGAAUGUGGGAAAUCCUUUAACUGGAACUCAAACUUUAUUGAACACCAGAGAAUUCACACUGGAGAAAGACCUCACGAAUGUAAUGAAUGUGGGAAGGCCUUCAGCCAGAGCUCAAACCUAAUUGAACAUCUAAAAAUUCACACAGGAGAAAAGCCUCAUGAAUGUAAUCAAUGUGGGAAAUCAUUCAUGAGAAGCUCAGGCCUUAGACAACAUCAGAGAAUUCAUACAGGAGAGAAACCCUAUCCAUGUAAUGAGUGUGGGAAGACCUUCAGGGAGAGCUCACAACUCAUUCAGCACCAGAGAAUCCAUACUGGAGAGAGACCCUUUGAAUGUCACGAGUGUGGAAAAGCCUUCAUCUUGAUCUCAAAUCUUACAGAACAUCAGAGAAUUCACACUGGAGAGAAACCUCAUGAAUGCAAUGAGUGUGGAAAAGCCUUUAGUCAAAGGUCGAACCUCAUCAGUCACCAGAGGAUACACACUGGAGAAAAACCCUAUGAGUGCACUGAAUGUGGGAAGACUUUCAAGGGGAGCUCUGGCCUGGUUCACCACCAGAGAAUUCACACUGGAGAGAGGCCCUAUGAAUGUAAUGAAUGUGGUAAGACCUUCCGAGGGAGCUCAGAACUGAGACAGCACCAGAGACUUCAUUCUGGGGAAAAGCCUUAUGUAUGUAAUGAGUGUGGCAAGGCCUUUGUUCGAAACUCUGAGCUCAGCAGCCACCAGCGAAUUCACACUGGAGAGAGACCCUAUAAAUGUGGUGUGUGUGGCAAGCCUUUCAGCCAUCGCUCCAACCUUAAUGAGCACCAGAAAAGACACAUGGGCUUUAAGGUGAAGCCAUGAUCCUGAAAACUGCCCAGAAGCAUAAGUUGUAGCUGAGGACAAAGGAAGGGCUGCAGAGAGGGAGGCAGGCAAAGUUACCUCAUGGUGGUGUACAAGUGGGAAAAGCCCCAGCCCCUUGGGGGACACAGGGUGUGAGGCUCCCACAAAUCCAGGAAGAGUUGUAGUACUGCUACUCCCAUGCAAGAGAAGCCUAUAUAAACCUAGUUGGAAGGUAGCAGUGAAUAUCAGAUGUGACUCUCCCUUGAUGGCAGCCCAGGGGCAGAAUAUGCGGGGGUAGAUGAUUGGCUCCAGGUCAAUAAAGCUGUGUCUGCACGAAA
Vombatus ursinus (common wombat) is the source of this 2616-nucleotide messenger RNA. RefSeq names its product zinc finger protein 497-like. Lineage: Eukaryota; Metazoa; Chordata; Mammalia; Diprotodontia; Vombatidae. Bases 227 to 2299 code for a protein of 690 amino acids. Gene Ontology annotation, biological process: regulation of transcription by RNA polymerase II. The record is from RefSeq and is a predicted model, not a curated record. The transcript has 3 exons. Gene Ontology annotation, molecular function: RNA polymerase II cis-regulatory region sequence-specific DNA binding; DNA-binding transcription factor activity, RNA polymerase II-specific.